GUCAACAUGCUCUACGCAAUAAUCAUAAUUGGCUCAUGGCUCAUGACAACUUGCGGAAUUUUUGUGUUUUUGACUUUGUCAAACACGGAAAAACCAUUAGGAUAUGGUCGAUACAGUGAUUCAUUGGCCACAACUCGAACACUUCCACCGACUAUUUCAUGGAUGAUUCAAGGAUUUCCAUCAUUUAUUAUUCCAUUCUAUUUAUACUGGACAAAUCAACAUUUGACAGAGUAUGGAUCAUUUCUGACAUGUCUUAUGACUUUUCACUAUGCCUAUCGUUCAUUUGUCUAUCCAUUCAUUAUCAACUCGGAUAAUCAGAGUCCCGUCAAAAUAGUGAUAAUGGCUUUUGGAUUCUCUGUGUUAAAUGGAUUUAUUCAAGGAACGUGGAAUGCAUUUUAUCAACCCGAAUUCGAUACACUACAUCCUAAAUUUUUCGUAUUUCUUGGGGCUUGGCUGUUCGUGAUUGGAUUCAUAACUCAUUGCGUUUCUGAUCUUCAUCUCAUCACUCUUCGCAAUGAUUACCUGAAUAGUUACAGUAUUCCACGGGGACACUAUUUCGAAUACAUUUCUUGUCCAAAUUAUUUUGGUGAAUGCUUGCAAUGGAUCGGUUAUGCACUGGCUGCUCGUAGUUUUCCGGCAAUUGCCUUCGCAUUCUUCAUUGUUUGCAAUCUGGCUCCACGAGCAAUGUCACAUCAUAAAUGGUAUCAGAAGAUGUUUGGAGAACAAUAUCCACGUGAUCGUCAUGCUUUGGUUCCCGGAGUUUGGUAGAGGAGAAAGAGUUCCAUUAAAUCAAUUAUUUGUUUUUCUCAAUUUAACUUGAACGAUUUUCAAUUAAACAUUUUUCGUUUCA
Caenorhabditis elegans is the source of this 850-nucleotide messenger RNA. RefSeq names its product 3-oxo-5alpha-steroid 4-dehydrogenase (NADP(+)). Lineage: Eukaryota; Metazoa; Nematoda; Chromadorea; Rhabditida; Rhabditidae. Gene Ontology annotation, biological process: steroid metabolic process; lipid metabolic process. The coding region runs from base 7 to 768 and encodes 253 amino acids. The record is from RefSeq and is marked reviewed. Gene Ontology annotation, cellular component: membrane. The transcript has 2 exons. Gene Ontology annotation, molecular function: oxidoreductase activity, acting on the CH-CH group of donors; 3-oxo-5-alpha-steroid 4-dehydrogenase activity; 3-oxo-5-alpha-steroid 4-dehydrogenase (NADP+) activity.